Molecule: messenger RNA, 1186 nt
Organism: Carassius auratus (goldfish)
Lineage: Eukaryota; Metazoa; Chordata; Actinopteri; Cypriniformes; Cyprinidae
Product: maturin-like
Exons: 3
Coding region: 318-719 (133 amino acids)
Biological process (GO): regulation of signaling; positive regulation of megakaryocyte differentiation
Cellular component (GO): cytoplasm
Source: RefSeq, a predicted model, not a curated record
AGAGUGCAAGUCUGCAGCCAGACCCUCUUGGUCUCUUUAGAGAUGGUUCCUUGUGAAGCUGAUGACGAUGGGCGCAUGUGUUGUCAUGUGACGUCACUCUGGCGGAGCGAGGACAGGCGUUGUUCUCGGCGCAGGAGGCUGAAGCGGGUCGAGAUCAGGAACACUCAGCUACAGGCCGAUAUGAGACAGUGAGAGCACAGCAGAAGCAGAACCGGGAUCAUCUGCGAUCACCAUGACGACACAGCCUUAGUGCUCAGCAUCCGCAUCCUCAGCAUCAUCAUCCGCGGCUCAGGUGCGCCGUCAGUGCGUCAGGCAGGAUGCAGUUCAAAGAGCUGGUGGACACCGCCGAGAAAUGGUGCUCCGGGAACCCGUUCGACCUGAUCUUCGCCGAGGACGUGGACGAGAGGCGGCUGGACUUCUACGCCGAGCCCGGGAUCUCGUUCUACGUGCUCUGCCCGGACAAUCUCACCGGGGGAACCGAGAAUUUUCAUGUGUGGAGUGAGAGCGAGGACUGUCUGCCGUUCCUGCAGCUGGCGCAGGACUACAUCUCCUCCUGCGGGAAGAAAACACUGCUAGAGGUGCUGGACAAAGUCUUCAGAGCCUUCAGGCCUCUCCUGGGUCUUCCAGAUAUUGAUGAUGAUGCAUUCGAUCAGUAUCACGCAGACGUGGAGGAGGAACCAGAGCCAGACCACCAGCAGAUGGGUGUGAGCCAGCAAUAAUGCCCAGCAGAGAGGCUCUGCGCUGGGCUACAGUCUCUGCAUCGAGCCCUGCUCUCCUAAACUUACCCACCUGGCUCUUCUUCUUAUAGGAUACACACAACACACACACUGCAUCAUUACACCCUUUCAGAUCUGGACAGCUUUUCCUGAACCCUCAUUUUAACUCAAGUGAUCAUUAUUUUGAUCAAUAUUAUUUCUCAUUAACCUCUCAUCACAUUUAAGCAGAGACAAAACAAAUAUCUCAUUCCCAACUUUCAUUGUAUUUUUUUUUAUUAAUUAUCUGGAGGCAAUAGAUUAGAAACUUACAUUCAGAAUGUAACACCAGUGUACUGCAUACUGCUGCAAUGUCACUUGACCUCAUUAUGUUGCAUGUUUAAUUCAGUGUCACACAGUUGUCAGAAUUACUGUAGGAUGUCGUAGGAUGUAUUUGCAUCCAAAUUUGUGGUAAAAUAAAUGUGUAAAAGUUG